AUGGCGCCACUUAUCGUCAACAACAUUGAAGUCAUCCAGACCCCCACUAUCCCUCCAGCAUGGCCAACUCCCAAAGAGCCUUCCCGCGUGGAGCUCUCAAGCGGAAGUCAAAAGACCCCAGAGCAUCGUCCGCUCCCGUGCGACAUCAUCCUUGAGCGGGACCAGCCGUUGACGCUGCGCGACGGGACCCGCAUCCGGGUUGACAUCUUUCGGCCGAAGAUGGACGAGAAGGUCCCUGCCAUCCUGAUGUGGUCGCCCUACGGGAAGACUGACACGGGCACCCUGAAUCUCCACGCAGUUCCUUUACGAUGUGGCGUUCCCCUGAGCAAACUAUCGGGUUACGAGUCGUUCGAGGGGUGGGAUCUCCCUAACAUGCGCCCUUACUAUCAGACUUGGAAGACUGACUUGCCUCCAAGACUAGACCCCGCUGAAUGGGUGCCGAAAGGCUAUGCCAUCAUCAACGCAGACGCCAGAGGAUGCGGUGACUCUGAAGGCGACAUGAGGUCGUGGGGUACCCCAGAGGGCCAAGACGGCCACGACGCCAUUGAGGAUAUCGCCAAGCUGCCCUGGUGCACAGGCAAGGUCGCCAUGGCUGGCAACUCAUGGCUUGCGCUGUGUCAGUGGUACAUAGCCGCCGAGAGGCCGCCUCACUUGGCGUGUAUUGCCCCUCUGGAGGGUGCGAGCGAUCAUAUGCGCGAGAGUCUGUGCCGUGGCGGGAUUCCUUCGAUUGGGUUCGGGUCGAUGAUUAACAAUGUGGUUCGUGGUCGUGGUCAGCAAGAAAACAGCGUCGAGAUGCUGCUUAAGCACGGGCAGGGUCUCAGAGCGUACUGGGAUGACAAGAGGGCCCGCAUGGACAGGAUUGAGGUCCCGGCCUACAUCUUGGGCAGCUAUUCGACGAUGCUUCACACCAUUGGGAGCUUCAGAGGUUUCGAAGAGAUCCCUCACCAAAACAAAUGGAUGGUGACCCAUGCUACGCAAGAGUGGUUCGACCUAUACAGCCAAGAACGUACCGAUGACUUGCAAAAGUUCUUCGACCGCUACAUGAAAGGCAUCGACAACGGGUGGGAGAAGACUUCGCCGGUGAGGCUGGCCGUGCUUGGCUACAACAAGCCACCCGUGAUCGAUCUCCCUUUUGACUCUCUUCCUUGGCUAUUACCGAGUGCCACGAACACGGGACUCCAGCGUCUUUACUUGGGUGCCGACAAGACGCUGCAGCAUUCCAAAAACACCGAUACCGCAACCCUUGGCUAUGAGGGCACGGAAACCAUGGUCUUCACGCACACCUUUCCCAAGUCUACGCAGCUGCUGGGCCCAACCAAGCUCGUGGUCCAUGUAUCCUGCCCCUCGGCUACAGACUUUGACGUCUACGCUCAGAUUCGCAAACGAGAUGCAAGCGGCAAAGACCUCGAGCAUAUUAACAUUCCCCUCGAGGCACUCCCCGUGUCUGAUCCCAAGGAAAUCCCCAGCAUCAACCCGCUCAAAUACCUAGGACCCAACGGCAAGCUCCGCGCCUCCAAGCGCAAGGUCGCGCCGGAGCUGUCGCCCAACUACUGGCAGACGCUAGCCCACGACGAAGACAUUGAGGUCAAGGCGGGCGAGAUCGUCAAGAUGGAGGUCUGGAUAUGGCCCACUGCCAUACAGUUUGAUGCCGGGGAGCAGUUGGCGCUCAAGAUCACCGGCUCUGAUAGUCUGGUGUUGCCAGAGUUUGAGUUCCUGGCCGAGAAGCCGAAGAAUGCUGCUGGUCAGGUUGUCCACUUCGGCGGAGAGUACGAGAAUUACUUGGAGGGGCAUUGGCAUGAUUGA
Colletotrichum paranaense is the source of this 1803-nucleotide messenger RNA. RefSeq lists its product as uncharacterized. The transcript has 4 exons. The coding region runs from base 1 to 1803 and encodes 600 amino acids. The record is from RefSeq and is a predicted model, not a curated record. Lineage: Eukaryota; Fungi; Ascomycota; Sordariomycetes; Glomerellales; Glomerellaceae. Gene Ontology annotation, molecular function: dipeptidyl-peptidase activity.